GAUGCGGUGCUGUGUGAGCAACGCCUACUGGCGCGGUGUGCGCGAGGAGCUGCGCCAGGUGGUCUUUGGGAGGAAGCUUCCUGCCUUUGCUACAAUCCCCAUCCACCAGCUGCAGCAUGAGAAGAAGUAUGACAUCUACUUUGCUGAUGGGAAAGUGUUUGCCUUAUACAGGCAGCUUUUGCAGCACGAGUGCCCGCGAUGCCCUGAGCUGCCACCUUUUGGCCUCUUUGGGGACCUGGAGCAGCACAUGCGGAAGCAGCACGAGCUGUUUUGCUGCAAGCUGUGCCUCAAACACCUCAAGAUCUUUACCUAUGAGCGCAAGUGGUACUCGCGCAAGGACCUGGCUCGGCACCGCAUGCAGGGGGACCCCGAUGACACGUCGCACCGCGGGCACCCACUCUGUAAGUUCUGUGACGAGCGCUACCUGGACAACGAUGAGCUGCUCAAGCACCUGCGGCGCGACCACUACUUCUGCCACUUCUGUGACUCUGAUGGGGCCCAGGACUAUUACAGUGACUACGCAUAUCUGCGCGAGCAUUUCCGAGAGAAGCACUUCCUGUGUGAAGAGGGCCGUUGCAGCACCGAGCAGUUCACCCACGCGUUCCGCACCGAGAUCGACCUUAAGGCCCACAGGACAGCCUGCCACAGCCGGAGCCGUGCUGAGGCCCGCCAGAACCGCCAGAUCGACCUGCAGUUCAGCUACGCACCUCGGCACUCACGCCGGAAUGAGGGGGUUGUCAGUGGCGAGGACUACGAGGAGUUGGACAGGUACAACCACCAGGGUCGCGCAGGCCGGGCCAGCGGCCGUGGAGCCCAGCAGAGCCGCCGAGGAAGCUGGAGGUACAAGAGGUGGGAGGAUUCACGUGCCACUGAACAGCAGCAGCAGCAGCAGCAGCAGCAGCAGCAGCAGCAGGAGACACGCAGGAGCGAGGACCAGGUGGAGGGCAGCAGGCCCAGAAAGGAGGAGGCAGUGGUGCGGGGGCCUGAGGAGCCCAGGGGCCCCCGGCGUCCGGCCCGGACUCAGGGUGAAGGCCCAGGCCCCAAAGAAUCCUCGACAAACGGUCCUGUGAGCCAAGAGGCCUUCCCAGCAACCGGCUUGGCUGUGGGGACCGCACUUCCAAGCACUCUCCCACCCCCGACUUCGAAGCUCAAGGAUGAAGACUUUCCCAGUCUCUGUGCCUCUGCUUCCUCCUCCUCCUCCACCGCAGCAGCCCUGGGCCCUGUGGGGCUGCCACUGGCAUACGCGGUUCCCAGCAGGGGCAGGAGCACCUUCCAGGAGGACGACUUCCCUGCCCUGGUGUCCUCUGCUUCCAAGCCCACCGCUGCCCCCACCAGCCUCAUCUCUGCCUGGAACAGCAGUGGCAGCAAGAAAGUGGCACAUCCCACCACUGGGGCCCAGUCUGCUGGUGGGAGCAGCCAGCCCUCCAGGAAGGCUGGGAAGGGGGGCAAGGGUGGCAAAAAGGGUGGGCCGCCCCCGGUGGAGGAGGAGGAGGAGGAGGAUGGCCGCACUGGCCUCACCGCCCAGGAGCUGCGGAGCGUGCCCACAACAGUCACUGUCUCCUCCCUGCUGGCACUGGCCUCCACCCAGACCUUCACCAAGGUUGGCAAGAAGAAGAAAGUGGGCUCUGAGAAGCUGGGUGCCGCAUCUCCCCCGCCACUGCCCUCUGACAAAGAUGGGUCCCCUGGGGCUGAGCAGGCCCCCACAGCCCCCACUGGCAGGGCUGAGGGGCCAGUUGCUGUUGUCGUCAAUGGACACACAGAAGGGCCGGUCCCAGCUCGGAGCACUCCCAAGGAACCCCCUGGGCUCCCAAGGCCCCAGGGGCCCCUCCCUUGCCCCACACCCCAGGAAGACUUCCCAGCGCUCGGCGGCCCCUGCCCGCCCAGGAUGCCCCCGCCCCCAGGCUUCAACACUGUGGUGCUUCUGAAGGGCACUCCACCCCCGCCUCCGCCAGGUCUCGUGCCCCCCAUCAGCAAGCCGCCCCCUGGCUUCUCCGGCCUUCUGCCCAGCCCCCACCCAGCCUGUGUCCCCAGCACUACCACCACCACAAAAGCACCUAGGCUGACAACCAUGCCACGGGCCUACCUGGUCCCUGAGAACUUCCGGGAGAGGAACCUGCAGCUCAUCCAGUCUAUCAAGGACUUCCUGCAGAGCGAUGAGGCCCGCUUCAACAAAUUCAAGAGCCACUCGGGGGAAUUUAGACAGGGUGUGAUCUCCGCAGCCCAGUAUUACAAGAGCUGCCGGGACCUGCUCGGGGAGAACUUCCAGAAGAUCUUCAAUGAGCUGCUGGUGCUCCUGCCCGACACGGCCAAGCAGCAGGAGCUGCUGUCUGCGCACACGGACUUCCGAGGCCGAGAGAGGCCUCCCGGCACCAAGGCCAAGAAGAACAAGAAGAAUGCAUGGCAGGCCAGCACCCGGCAGACGGGCCUGGACUGCUGCGUGUGCCCCACUUGCCAGCAGGUGCUCGCGCACGGUGAUGUCAGGAGCCACCAGGCGCUGCACGCCGCCCGGGAUGAUGACUUCCCCUCCCUGCAAGCCAUUGCCAGGAUCCUCACGUAGCUCCCGCCAGUGUGGGCAGAAGUUGCCAUACUCAUGAGCCUCCUUUCUCCUUCCUUCUCCCACUGGGCUGCCAAGCAGCCAGGUGAGGCCACCUAUUCAGGUCCUGCAGCUGACCAGCCCCCCAGGGGUCACCAGGAAAGCCCACCCCACCCUGUCAGCACACCAUCACGCAGGAGUCCAUCUGGUUUUCUCCUGGGAACUGGGGAAGGCCCCUGCCUUAGCAGCAGGCCAGUCUGGGUUAUUCUCAUGCUUUGGGAAGGGCCAGGACGCCGGGACCUGUCUGUGGUGUCAGAGUGAGUGGCCACGGUGGCCUAAUUUGGGACCUCCUGAACCUGAGGGCUGUAGCAUCAUGGUCCCUGAGCCAGAAGCUGUGGGUCCACUGGUGUUGGAGUCAGAUAUUGAGUGUGUUGUGUAAACAGUUGAAUGUUUCAUGAUUCAAGAAUGUUCAGGAUUAAAAGCAGACACGAAAUCGUGCUACUUGAAGUUGAAUCUUUUUACGAGACGAGCUGAAUCUGGGAUCUCAAAUUGCCUCUGACCUUUUAUAAGACAAUUUAUCUUUAAAUAAAUUUAUUUUGCAAUAAUGCA
Molecule: messenger RNA, 3142 nt
Organism: Vicugna pacos (alpaca)
Lineage: Eukaryota; Metazoa; Chordata; Mammalia; Artiodactyla; Camelidae
Source: RefSeq, a predicted model, not a curated record